This is a messenger RNA of Dicentrarchus labrax (European seabass), 964 nucleotides long. Its product is annotated as aquaporin FA-CHIP-like. Lineage: Eukaryota; Metazoa; Chordata; Actinopteri; Moronidae. Gene Ontology annotation, biological process: renal water transport; carbon dioxide transmembrane transport; hyperosmotic response. Gene Ontology annotation, molecular function: water channel activity; carbon dioxide transmembrane transporter activity; ammonium channel activity. Gene Ontology annotation, cellular component: membrane. The record is from RefSeq and is a predicted model, not a curated record. Bases 28 to 828 code for a protein of 266 amino acids. The transcript has 4 exons.
UGUUGGUUUAACACAUUUGAAGCAGAGAUGACAGAAAUAAAAAGCUGGGCUUUUUGGAGGGCUGUGGCUGCAGAGUUUGUCGGCAUGUUGCUGUUCAUAUUCAUUGCUAUAACUGCUGUCAUUGGAAAAGAUAAGAAUAAUGAGGGGGAGAACAUUGCUCAGGAGGUGAAGGUCUCUCUGGCCUUUGCACUAGCCAUUGUCACACUGGCUCAGAGUUUGGGGCACAUCAGUGGGGCACACUUAAAUCCUGCAGUCACUUUGGGCCUACUGGUCAGCUGCCAGAUCAGUGCCAUCAGGUGUGUUUGCUACAUACUGGCUCAGAUGCUUGGGGCAGUUGCAGGUAGUGCUAUUGCGAACGGAUCUGGGAAUGGACUAUCCCCUGGUGUUAACAAGCUAAAGACGACUCUAGGACAAGGCUUCAUCAUAGAGUUCCUUGCCACCCUUCAGCUGGUUCUGUGUGUGAUAGCAGUGACUGAUAAGCGACGAAGUGAUGUUAACGGUUCUGCACCGCUGGCUAUUGGGCUGUCAGUGGGGCUUGGGCACUUAGCAGCUAUAAGUUUCACUGGAUGUGGUAUCAACCCAGCUCGCUCUUUCGGACCAGCCGUGAUACAGGGUCAAAUGACGAAUCACUGGGUCUACUGGCUGGGGCCCAUGUGUGGCGGCACAGCAGCAGCUCUUAUCUAUGAUUUCCUUCUGUGUCCGCGAAGGCAAAACUUCAGAACGGGCUGGAACGUCCUGCUUAAUGGUCCAGAAGAUGAAAAUGAUGCAGGUGAAAUACUUGGAGAAGGCAACAGCAGCCCGGGGCCAAGUCAGUGGCCGAAAAACUGAACAACAUGCAACAUUCAACAUAUGAUUCAUAGAUGUGCUUUAAAUAUGGCUAUUGAUUAAUUUUUAUGGUUGCUUUUUUUCAUGUGUGUAUUUUUAACCAAUGAAUACGUUAUAAUAAAUAUUAUUUUUCAUCCAA